This is a messenger RNA of Lymnaea stagnalis (great pond snail), 12034 nucleotides long. Lineage: Eukaryota; Metazoa; Mollusca; Gastropoda; Lymnaeidae. The record is from the annotation of a GenBank genome assembly.
UAAUUAUUUAUCUGAUUCUGAUCAUCCGAGCAAGAUUUUGUAUGCAUAACACAGCGAUGAAUAAUGAUGUUAGUAUGAAGAUAAUAUUUAUGCAUAGAUCCUGCUAAUAUAUAUUUGAAAUAGACUAAAAGUACAUGUAUUUUGUGUAUGUAUAAGCCAAAUCGCAUAUUAUUUGUUUUCAGUUGAGUAGUGUUCAGACAAACCGAUCAGCAGAUCAAUCGGGACAAUCGUGUUUAAGUCUAAUUUAAGUUGUUGAAAUUAGACUAACAAAGACAAAUGAACUGAAGAUCCGAAUCCGGAUAAGAAAAUUAAUUUCAGAUUUGUCAUCAUUUUACUAUAUAAACUCGCAAACUUUACUUAGAAUUUUAAAAGUAGGCCUAUUGGAGUAUCUUAGACCUUUAAAUUAUAAGACAAGUAAAAAUUGUAAAAAAAGUAAAUGUUGGUAGUGAAUGCUAAAUAAAUACUGCUACUACUUACUAAACUGAAUAAACUUAGUUGUUACUACUACUCUGGUCCUUAUAUUGAUUGAUGAUUGCCCUGCUGAAUGUGACAGUGUUGAAGGAUACAGUAAUGCAGUGUAUAGAUACUUCGAUGAAAGAAGGGAGACUACUAUUUUUUUUGUAUCGGAAAUGGGCGUCGGCGCAGAAAAAUCCGAGUUUUUAAUUUUCCGAUGUGUGUGUCUAUUUAUUAUUAAAUUAGUUCUUUCCACAUAUAUUUGAGUUCCGUUUCCGGCCUUAUAAUUUGGAAGACAUCUUGGCCUACAUUUCUAGCCAGCUAUUUUGCUUUUUAUAAGAUAAGGUCCUUUUUUAUUAAAUCUGUAUGAGCAUUAGAUAUUGAUCUAUAUCUGUGCCAAGUUUCAUUGAUGUAGGUCGUGUCCCACGUUUGUUACACUUGUCACAGUGACCCAUAUCACCAUUAGGUGGCUCAGCCUAAUUUCGACAUGGCUUGGGCCACGCCCCCUUUUUAAUGGCGGAAGUUGCCGAUACUUAGGAAAUAUUUAAUUAUUACCACUAUAUACAUCAAAAUAUUUUAUAUUUUGUGUUUCAGAAUGCAUUUUGAAGACAUUUAAACUGGAAAUGUUUUAAUUUGAGCUUUAAAAACCCUGCAGAGUCCAUAAUAUAAAUGAUCAGAAUUUUCCGUGUGCAACACGUUGUCAUUGGCAACCAUUCACAGCCACUUGCAUAAUGGCUACGUUGUAGUACUAUCUCAGAGUUUCAUUCAUAAGAGUUUGCUGUGUGCAAAAGCUAUUAAACCAUUGGUCAGGGAAAGCUUUUAUUAAUUAUUCAUGUGCCAAAGUUGAAAGUUUAAAAUAAGUCGACCCUAAACAGUAUUUUAAUGAUAAGGGAAUGCUUUGCCUUAUAUAAACUAUAUAGUCAUUGCGCAUGACGCGAUCAGUGGAAUGAGGUCACAGAAUGUGGAGAUGCAGUCUAUGUUAAAAAAUGACAAACCAAGUCGUACUUUAAAAAUUCAUAACUUUAAAACUACAACAGCUAAAAAUAUGAUUUUGGUGUUAUAAUUAUGUUUAAAAUUAGCUCUAUUCAACUGUGCCAUUGGUUUAUUUUUAAAAAAUGUUUACAUUUUUGACCAAAGUAUCUACAGUGUAUAAUGGCCACUGAACUGGGUUAUAGGUUACUGUAGAAUAUUUUUUAGUGAAGUGUCAUCUUUAUUUGGCCAAUCCUAAGUCUCAGUAUAUAAACUUAACUGUACUUAACUAAAUAAUAGUAGAUACUUCGAUGAAACAAGUGAGACUACUAUUAUUUUUGUAUCGGAAAUGGGCGUCGGCGCAGAAAAAUCCGAGUUUUUAAUUUUCCGAUGUGGGUGUCUAUUUAUUAUUAAAUUAGUUCUUUCCACAUAUAUUUGAGUUCCGUUUCCGGCCUUAUAAUUUGGAAGACAUCUUGGCCUACAUUUCUAGCCAGCUAUUUUGCUUUUUUCAAUCGACCUUUAUUUUGAAAAUCUUUGGUAUAUAUAAGGCAUCUUCGCAUACAAAUUUUUUAAUGAAAUAAUAAGAUAAGGUCCUUUUUGAUUAAAUCUGUAUGAGCAUUAGAUAUUGAUCUAUAUCUGUGCCAAGUUUCAUUGAUGUAGGUCGUGUCUCACGUUUGUUACGCUUGUCACAGUGACCCAUAUAAGGUGGCUCAGCCUAAUUUCGACAUGGCGUGGGCCACGCCCCCUUUUUAAUGGCGGAAUUUGCCGAUACUUAGGAAAUAUUUAAUUAUUAACACUAUUACAUCAAAAUAUUUUAUAUUUUGUGUUUCAGAAUGCAUUUUGAAGACAUUUAAACUGGAAUGUUUUAAUUUGAGCUUUAAAAACCCUGCAGAGUCCAUAUUAUAAAUGAUCAGAAUUUUCCCUUUGCAACACGUUGUCAUUGGCAACCAUUCACAGCCACUUGCAUAACGGCUAUAUCGUAGUACUAUCUCAGAGUUUCAUUCAUAAGAGUUUGCUGUGUGCAAAAGCUAUUAAACCAUUGGUCAGGGAAAGCUUUUAUUAAUUAUUCAUGUGCCAAAGUUGAAAGUUUAAAAUAAGUCGACCCUAAACAGUAUUUUAAUGAUAAGGGAAUGCGUUGCCUUAUAUAAACUAUAUAGUCAUUGCGCAUGACGCGAUCAGCGGAAUGAGGUCACAGAAUGUGGAGAUGCAGUCCAUGUUAAAAAAGGACAAACCAAGUCGUACUUCAAAAAAUUCAUAACUUUAAAACUACAACAGCCAAAAAUAUGAUUUUGGUGUUAUAAUUCUGUAAAAAAAUUAGCUCUAUUCAACUGUGCCAUUGGUUUAUUUUUACAAAAUGUUUACAUUUUUGACCAAAGUAUCUAAAAUAAUAGGCCACUACUAAGAUGUAGGAAGUUGAUUUUUUUUCAAUGAGUAAAUAUGAAUAUUUAACCUUGCUGCAUUUUCCUUCCACUUCAAGAAGAAGAAAGUAAAGGACUUUUUAAUUAGGGGUUAAAACGUGACAUUUAAUUAUAUUUUUUCAUGAAUUACUUUUAAUUAUAAUUACUACUCAGAAUUCUACUCUCUUUUAUUCAGACAUUGGAACUCUGGGUAAAUGCAAAGAGAAACCCCCACAUUAUUUACCAUGGUCGCCAUCUUGGUUGACACGACCUGUGAAAAGGUUGAAGGCCACCAUCCCUAAACCUAACCUAAACCUACCCUAAAUCUAUCCCUAAACAUAACCUGAACCCUAAAGAAUAAACACGCAAAUAACGCCAUGGUGAUAUCUCUUAGCAUUAGCCGAACUCUGAAAAAAAGAAAGUGAGUUCAAUGUGAGUUAUAUUGUAAUAAUUUUUUUUCAGGUAUUUAAAAAAAAAACGUCUGUAAGACUGUAAGAAAUUGGUUGUAAUAAACAAACAUGAGUGACCUGUCUCCACUGACAUCAGGGGAGAGUCCCACCACAAUUGUGACUAUAUUAACUACAACUUCUACAGCAGAGUUAAUAUCAACUGCAGCAGAAUCCAAUAGUACGCCGGAAACAAAUGUCACCCAACCACUUAUUUUCCUACAAACAGCGGCAGCUCAAGGUAUUGCAGGAACUUUUGCUUUUGCUGCAAUUUUACUAACAGUGCAUCAGGUAGGAAAUUAGUGUUCUUAAAAGUUUGUUCACAAUUUGUGUAGCAGCAAUAGUGUUCAAUUUAUGAUGAUUUGACUAAUGUUUGAUGCUAUGCAUUUAUUUAGAAAUAUAAAUACUUCAUUCCAGAUUUACCUCCAUCUUCGCUACUACACAUGUCCCAAUGAACAGCGAUGGAUAGUUCGAGUUUUAUUCAUAGUUCCCAUCUACUCUUUUGACUCAUUCCUUAGUCUUAUGUUUUUCAACAAAGACAAUUACUAUGUUUAUUUUGACAGUCUCAGGGAUUGCUAUGAAGGUUAGUCAAGAAAAAAUAUUAAAUAUUUUAUUGACUUUGGUAAAAAUAUUUAAAAUAUUUAGUUAUAAAUUAGUUGUUUUUUUCACGCAUUUUAUGGAAAUUUACUAGAAAAUGAUACUUUAUUCUUUUUUAGCUUCUUACUUGUUUUAACUGUUAAAUUGGAUUUUGUUUUCUAUUUCCCUCCAGCAUUUGUCAUCUAUAGCUUCCUUAGCUUGUGCUAUGAGUAUCUUGGUGGAGAAGGUGCCAUAAUGUCUGAAAUAAGAGGGAAACCCAUACAGUAAGUAAUUCCAUUUGCAUUGCUAUCAAGAUCAAAAUUGAAUAUUGUCCUUGAAACAACUCUGAUCAUUUAAAGGGGCAGAAUAUGAUAUAAAGUAGAGAGAAGGGUUUAUAGACUAUAAAAGUAUAAAUUAUUCACACAAAAUAACAAGUUUUUGUAAGUUGAAAACUCUAACAUUGCUCGUCACCUGUGUCCUUGGAAAGUAAAACCAUUACAGAUUUGAGGAAUUAAUGUAUAAUUUUCCGCUCUACAGGUCUAGCUGGUUGUCCUGUACUUGCUGCUUUGCUGGGCGUCAGUACACUAUUGGAUUUUUACGUUUCUGUAAACAGGUAAACAAAUACUAGAAAAACCAUAAAGCUCAUUGACAUAGUCCUUUUAAAACCUGUAUCUGGCGUGUUGAUAGUAGAGUCUAAAAAAAAUUUUCUGCAUCUGUUUUUUUUUUUACUACCCAAUAUAGGCUACCCUGCAGUUCUGCUUCAUAAAACCAAUCAUGGCGAUACUUACACUUCUGCUGCAAGCAUUUGGUUAUUACAAGGAUGGAAACUUCUCGUACGUAUAGUUUAGACUAUGAGAGAAUUUUACACAUAUUUUCAAAAAGUUAUGAAACACACUAUCACAUUAGCUAUAUGAAUCACCUUGGGCUGACAGCUGAAUUAAUUAAAUUUAUUGUAAAAUUUUCCUCUGUAAAGUUUGUACAAAGAAUUCAGACAAGUCGGUCUUUUAAGUAGUCUUUAGAUUCAUUUCCAUCAUGUUAAGCCAUGAAUUUAUUUUACUUUUCCUACUUCCCAUCCUCUCGCAGACCGGACCGUGGAUACUUGUACAUCACAAUCAUAUACAACAUUUCUGUGAGUUUGGCUCUCUAUGCUCUCAUCAUGUUCUACCUGGCCACCAAAGAUUUGCUGAGCCCUUUUGAUCCCAUCCUCAAGUUCUGCAUCAUCAAGUCUGUCAUUUUUCUCUCAUUUUGGCAAGGUCUGUUGGUUUUAAAUGAUGAAAAUAUUCAUAAUGUAUGUAAGAUAUCCAAAGAAAUUUAAAAUUAAAUUCAAAAUUACCAUGCUUAAAAAAUACUUGUGGUGUCUCAAAUAUUAUUGAAUUAUUAAAGUUUUAGUAUUAAGUUUUUUCAAAUACCAUUUGCUGGCAAGUAAGGCUUAAUAUGCUGACAAUUUUUAAUGAGCAUCUCCUUACACAUUAAUGCUGACGUUUUGUCAAAUAUAUAUAUUUCUUUAAUUACAGGUGUUGUUUUAGCAGUUCUGGAAAAAGCUAAAGUUAUUGAUCCUAUCUUUUCCAAGAACGGUUCUCAAUUUGUGGGUACAGGUACUGUAUCUGCCGGUUGGCAGAAUUUUUUCAUUUGUCUUGAGAUGUUUUUGGCCGCUGUCGCUUUGAGGUUUGCUUUUCCUCACAGUGUAUAUAGCACUGGUCCCACAAGCACACAUGGUCGAACUGUUUCCCUUCAGUCCAUCUCCAGUAGUUUGAAGGAAACCAUGAAUCCAAGGGACAUCAUGCAGGUAAGAGAACAUUUAGUCACAAUUUGUCAAAUUGAAAGUGAGCCCUUAUCUCUUACCUAGUGAAACAGAAGGUAGUGAAAUAGUAAAUUCAAUAAGUACAAAUUCUGCACACUAUGCUUUGACAGAAUAUAUUAUUUUAAAAAUAUUAUUUGCUUUAUUUUGAAGACUUUCACAAUUUCUAAAUUUUAAAAAUCACUCAAUUAUUUGUUCUUUUUUUAAACUCUGGUCUAAUUAUAUCCAUCCCUUAUUUCACUCUUCUGAUGUUCCUCUUGUGCAGUUUUAUAUUCUUGUAUUGGAAAUGGAAUUUAACCUAAAUUAACAAGAAAAAUUAUGUUUAAAAAUUCUCCCUUGUAAGUAAUCACAGAUUAAAAACUGAAAUGUUAGUUAUUUGAAAGUGCGGUAACCAUAGAUACGCCUUCAUUCCAUUCUGACAUUCAUCUUUUCCCCAGGAUGCCAUCCACAACUUCCAUCCCCAGUACCAACAGUACACCCAGCAAGGCAUGAAGCCCUCAGAAGAUGACCAUCAAGACGGUCCGUGGAACUCGGACAACUAUCAGUACCAACAGCAGCGCCCGGUGACCAAUGGCAACCCACCUGCAACCUCACCUGUGAAGGGUAGCAGUUUGAGCGCCGGCGGGAUUGGCAGUGCGGCACCCACACCUGCUCAACUGACGGCUAAACCAACGGCUUCCCAGGGUAGUGCGACAGCGGCCGCCCCAGCCGUGAAAAAAAAUCGCUUCAAUGAGAAGACAACUCUCCUCAACUCUGAUGAAGAGUUUCAGUAAUGUCUUUUAAUGUUUAUUAAUUGUUUGUUUGGUGAACUUUUAUUUCUGUCACACUCGACGUGAUUAAGAAACCAGUCUCAAUUCUAUUUUAUUUAUAUUUUUGUGUUCACAGAACUGUUUUUAAUUUUUUUAUUUUUUACUUAUUCAUCAUGAACAAAUUUGAUUGAGAGAAAAUUAUUCUCCACAAUGAAAACACUAAUAAUCAAAAUACACUUAUAGACUAUUAAUUUAUGUUUGAUGGCAGUAAAUAUGGUGCGUAGGCCAAAAUGACUAAUAGUGUGGUGGCUUAUUAGCAAAAUUUAACCAUGACUAGCAGCUUGUCUGCUGUAUUUAUGUGUCUGGUAGUGUGGCUGCCACACUAUGCUAUUGAUUUAGACACAGAUAUUCUGUGUUGUGCACACAGAUAUUCUGUGUGGUGCCAUUCCAAGACAGUAACAGUCGCCUGUUACUGGCUUGGAAUGGCAACAGUCAACUUUAAUAAAUUCUGUUGAAAGAUGCUUUUAAUAAAGUAGGUCACAAAUGUUAUUCAACAAGGUUGUGCUUUUAUCAAAAUUUUAUGGAGCUGUUGAGAUAUUUUAUCUCUCUCUCUAAAUAUAAAUAUAUAUAUAUAUACAUGUAGCUGUAACGCCUUUCAGACAUAUCAUUUACCCAAAAGAUUUCAACUGUACAAGAAAGAAAUAUAUAUUAAACUUUUUAUUUACAUUACUUAUUAUUAAAAAAAAUUUUAAUAACUUUCACACCCAACCACCGAGUUUACCAAAAAUAUUUUUAACCAUACAUUCCUAAUAUAAGAAAUUAAAUUUUAUAAUCUCCUGAUGCACAUCUUCUGAUUAAGCUUCUAGUAAGGAACACUGGAAUCCCUAUCAUGUUAUUUCCUUUAGAUUUUUAUAACACUGUCUUGUGUCAUGUGCAAAAUAAUAUAUGCCGUAUUUUACAGACUAUAAGACGCUACAGACUAUAUGACGCACCUUAAUUUUUAAGCAAUUUUUAAGAAAAAUAACAUUUUUACCAUUUUUAUAUUAAUUUUGAGUAUAAGAUACACCUGAAUUAUGGAGGCAAUUUUUCAAAGUAAAAAUUGCAUCAUAUAGUCCGUAAAAUACGGUAACAGAAAUGUCAGAUUAAACGUUUCAAGGCUAAACAUAUCUUGUUCCACUAUUUACUGUUUUUAAAGAAUCAUUUCAAUUUAUUUAUACAGAGAGAUCAAUAAGCUGACUAGCUUUUGUUGAAACUGUCAUGCUUAUGGGUUUUAAAAAAGUUUUAGAUACAAUUAUUGUAAAUAUGUAUUGUUUUCAGGGACUCUGAUUCAGAUUAUUAACAUUCAAAGUUUUUCUGAGCUGCAGACGAUAUGCGUAAGUCCAAUUUGACAUGUCCCUCUGCCUGCCUGCCUCAUGUUGGUACACCAAGUGUAUAUUCCUCACCACAAUUGUGUGUACCAACAACACAGGCUGUGCUUCUGUCUCUCAUCACAACUUGUCGAAAGCACUUUUGAAGCAUCUUGUCAUUUGUAUUUGAAAUAAUGUUCAUUUUCGUUAUUGGCAAUCAUUUGUUUUGCUGCCAGAUCUUAUUUCAUUGCCCAGAUGUAAUGUUUGUAUUUUAAUUUUAAGCAUCUGUUGUUCUUUGUUUCUUUUAAAAUUAUAGUUUUGAUAGGUUUAGUUAUGGUGAAUUCUUUUGACUUGCAACAUUUUAUUGUACAAUAAUUUGAUACCUGACCAUUUUAAACCAAAUGAUAUUUGGUAUUGUCUGAUGAACAUUAAAUGUUAGGUUACUUAAACAUCAUAUCUAAUGUAACUUUCAUUGCAUACCAUGGUUCAAAAGGCCUUGAAAUUUCAGACCAUAAAGUUAAAUUCGUCAUUUGUAUUUGGACAGUCUUUUGUUCCUGUGGUAUGUCUCUUGAGGGCUGUAGGAUUUCCCCCAAUACUCUUUCCAAUAUACUAAAGCCUGGCAGCAAAGUUUAUCUACUAACUGCGUUUAAAGGAUUCUUUUAAAAAAGUUGGAAUAAUUGCAUUUAAAUAAACCAACAAAUUAAAAUCUAUCUCAUUUUUUAAAAAAUCUUCAACGUUUAUUUAAAAUAGUUUGUUCCAUUAAAUUUUUAUAGAAAUUCAUUUUUAAAAAAAAAUUUUAUCUUCAUGUAGGGCACUGAGCAUUUAAAAAAACCCAAUAAGAUUGGGUAUAUCCUAAGACUAAAUCCUUCUCAAAAAGUUAUUGAAAAUUUUAACAUUAUUUAUUGGAAGAAAAAAUUGCAUCAUUACAAUAUAACUCAAUUUGUGUUACAAUUCAUUUGAAAUCUCAACCGACUGAGGAGCUACUUUAAAACAAUCACUGUAUAGAAUUACAUUAACCACUUUAUAUUUACUUUUUUUUUAAAAAUUGUCAGAGAGAACUUAGAGACAGAUUAUGUUUCUUGCAUAAAACUGCUCACCUUUUUGACUGUAACUGCUUGAAAAAAUCAAUAUCUUAUAUUUGUCUUGAUGCUUGUCAACUGUUGAUAUUUUUUUUUUCUUGCGGUCCCAUGUUAAGCCGUUUCCCAAAAAAGAAUUUUGUUUGUCUACUGAGCAAAUAAUGCAUGGACUGCUGGAUAUAUUAGAAACCUUUGUAUCUAGCAACUAGUUAGUGAAGUGCUUAUUUGAACACAUAGAGAUUGAAACCUCCAUUUGCAGUGUACACAUUUAUUUAUUUCCAUCACUAAUGGCAUGUCUUGUUCCUGUCAUUGAAGUCUUUUUUUAUUUUAAAAAAAUUUAUAUUUUUUAGAUAGGCAAUGUUCUUUUUCUUCUUUAAAGCAGGUUGUGAAAAAUAUGCUUUCUUGAAUUAAUUACUUAUUUCAACAAUCCCUCUUGAUGUGGAUGUAGUCGUGGGAUUGAGCAACAGGACACUAAGCAGCAACUGUUGACAUUCUCAAAGUAUAGAACAGGACAUUAAGCAGCAACUGUUGACAUUCUCCAAGUAUAGAACAGGACACAAAGCAGCAACUGUUGACAUUCUCCAAGUAUAGAACAGGACAUUAAGUAAGCAGCAACUGUCCAACAUUGCCCUAUAGAACAUGACAUUAAGUAAGCAGCAACUAUUAACAUUCUCCAAAUAUAGGCCAAUUCUAAUUCUAAAGUUAUUUUCUUAUGUUAAUAUUAUUAAAAACUAUUAAUUGAUCAUUCUUGAUCUGGUGCCUAUUUUUCUGUCCAAAUAAGACAUUGAAAAAAGUGUUGCAUUGUGGAAACCCUUGACUUGUGCACUAUAAAAUAAUGCUUAGGUGUAUCAGUGGCUCCCAUAUUUCUCCUGCACUGGAUGAUGUCACCCUCUUGAUAACGUUGGCUUUCAUUGUCGUUGUUUUGAUUGAUUUAUUUCCCUACAGUUAUCGCGUGUUCAUAAGACUUUUACCACCACUUACUUGUUAACGUUGAAUGUUUAAGACUUUUACCCCCACUUAAAUGUUAACUUGGAAUGUUUAAGACUUUUACCACCACUUACUUGUUAACUUUGAAUGUUUAAGACUUUUACCAUCACUUACUUGUUAACUUUGAAUCAUUAAGACUAGUCAUUUAAAACAUGACAGUGCCUCAGAUUUUUAUAGAAUUUAAAACAAAAAAAAAAGGCAGUGAUGGCACUUUGAAUAGUUUAUACACAACUUUGCUUGCACAAGCCAGCUGUUAAAAUGAUGUAUCUUGGGGAAAUGAAGUCCUUGUUCAGACUUAAAAUAUCACUAAUGGCUAAAAUGGUUAGUAACCAUAGUUAAUGAGGGCCCAAUGAAAAGAUUAGUUAAGGUUUCUCAUAAGUAGGACUAUAUUAGGGUUUUAUCACAUAGUUUAGAGAAGUCCUAAAAGUUUAAGGAAUUUAAUUCAAUUUCAAUGCACAAAAUUUUACCACAUAAGAAUUUUAGGGAGUGUAAAAAAAGCAUCGUUGAUUUACGUGAAGCCUGCCUAAGUAUUGCAAUGAUGCACACCUUAAUUGUUUAACUUUUCAUUAGUAAUAAAUAGCCCGUGGGACAUGGUGAGUCUUAUGGACAGUCUUCAAGAGGUGCACAAGGAUCUUCAUCAGGUCAGUUCCCUUCAUCGGAUCUAUGUAAGCGUUGGUUUUAUAGUAGCUCCUUUUGUGAUAACAUUGACUGAUUCCAAGCAUUUCUAUGAUCACAGCUUUGAGUUAACCAUUAUAUUAUAUUAUGUGGGAAAAUGUUUACUCAUAAGUUUGGUUGUCUUUAUAAAUGUUGCUGAAACGAUUCACCCCAUGAAGUAUAAUUUCUUGAAAUAUUGAUUUUUUUAAAAUGUUUUAUUAUCAGUGGAUAAUGACUCAUAUUUUGGUUGCAGUCUUCCAUCAACAGUGAACCAUUUUUUAAAAGAUCAGUCGUGCUAGUAUCAAACUAUUAUAGUUAACCAUUAAAGAUCAUUCAUGUUAGAAUCAAACUGUUAUAUAAUCUAAUUAAAAAAGUUACAUUUAAAUUUAAGUAGUUUCCAUUUUAAAUUCAUAAAUUUGUCUGAAAGAUAGGAAUAAUUGAAUGUCCAUCUAUUGAAAGAGAUGAUUUUAAUUUCAUUGUCAGAGUUGAACUCAUGAAGGUAAAUUUAUUAAAAGUUGAACACAUGAUGGCUAUCUAAGGAAAGCGUUGAACACAUUAAUACUCAUCCAUUGAUAGAGUUCCAAACCCUAUUCACCAUCUAUUAUUGUGUUACCAUGAUAUAUUUCAGGGGUUCUUAAUCAGGGUUGCCCGUGUCAAAGGCUGUGGGAAGACCCAGAAAUUCUGGUUUUAUUAACAUUUUUUUAUCAUGGGUUGCUGGAAAUAUGUUUUGAAAUCAAGAUGGGGGUGGGGGAAACAUUUCAAAAUCAAGAUUAAGAACCUCAGAUAUAUUUGUAGUUCUUGUGCACAUUUUACUCUGCAACUCCAUGAAUUGUUUUUCUGAAUGCAUAAUUUAAAAUGUAUUCUCUAAUGGAUUUAACCAGUGAAAUAUUUUAAAGCUCAAUUCUGUUGUUUUCUCCCCCACAUCGCACGCUUUUAGUUGUUUAACUUAGGGUGACUUUGUUCAACAUAAGCUGAUACAAUAAGACAAUCUUUAGAAAAAAGACAGAAAACUAUUGGCAUGUGCAACAACGUAAUAUGUUAUCGUAUCUUGUAGGUAGAUGAUUCUAAAAUUAUCUAUCAAAACAGCACAAUUUUAAAUGUAGUUAUCUCAACCUUAUGUCCCAGUUACAUUUUUAAUGACAUGGAUUAGAACCACUUUUGUAAACCGAACACUGAGUAUCUUUUGUGUGGUUACACAUCUCUAAUUAAUCCAGUUGAACCCCACAUACUGAGCUAGUAUAUCUAGUUAAUUUUUUUUUUAGCUAUUGUUCAUCAACACUGUUCAAUCUUUAUUAAUAAUUUUAUUUUGUGUCAUAUUUUGUGUUGUCUUGUAUUAUUUGUUUAAAUCAAUGACACUGUGAUUACCAUGUAUUUUAAUGGCAAGACUUUUUUUAUUGCUCUAUGUAUAAACACAUUACUUUGAAAUGACUUCCAUUUAACAAAAAAAAAUCAUGUGUAAAAUUGACCAAAACGAGAUCUUCACCUUUUCAAACUUCAUUUCAUGAAAAGAUAUUCCAAUAUUACAAAAGUGCUUACUGCAUCUUAGUGCUGAUGCUGAUAAUAUAUAGUUUUACCAUUAGCUU